AUGGGGAUCUUGGCCCUGGACCAAGUAGAAGCUCUGGAGGAGGUGGGUGUGCUGGAGCCCGAGGUAGAUUUCAAGCAGUUUCUGCUCCCAGGCAUCAGCUGCCUGCUGGAGGACAUCAAAGCGCUCAACUGAGAAUCCAGGAGCGCAUGUCUGAGGACCAGAAGCAAGUGGCGGGAGGUGGACCGUCUGCUCAUCCAGAUGAAAACACAGGUGGAGGCCUCAGAGCAGGGCACCUUGAAUAGCAUUCGGCCUCCCAAUGGGGAGGCUGAUGACAGAGUAUCCGAGUUGUGCAAGAAGGCCAAGGGAAAAGGCAAGGAGGUGGAGACAGAGGCUGAGAUGUCAACGGAACUGGUCUGGCGCAUGGAGGAAAGCGACUUGCCCGGAAGGAGGGUCACAGUUCACAGGUGA
Molecule: messenger RNA, 408 nt
Organism: Dama dama (fallow deer)
Lineage: Eukaryota; Metazoa; Chordata; Mammalia; Artiodactyla; Cervidae
Product: MORF4 family-associated protein 1-like
Exons: 1
Source: RefSeq, a predicted model, not a curated record